GACUUAGAAAAGCCAAGCCCCACCGAAUACGACCAGAAAAAUUUCCCGAGGCAUAAAAAAGGAUCAAACACAGGAACAAGGACACCAUCUUCACUUAUCUGCUCCUCUCAUAAGGUCGGCCCUGCAAAGCUCCCAAAAUUUCAGCAGAAGUAGCCCAGGUGGGGAGGUUGAGGAAUCGUUAAGAUGAGGUUGUUGAAAGUGGCAACGUGCAAUUUAAAUCAAUGGGCUAUGGAUUUCGAUUGUAAUGUGAAGCACAUCAAAGAGUCUAUUGACGAGGCUAAACGUGCUGGAGCUGUCAUUAGACUUGGCCCUGAACUUGAGAUUACUGGAUAUGGGUGUGAAGACCAUUUCUUGGAGCUCGACACUGUCACUCAUGCAUGGGAAUGCUUGAAGGAUAUACUGUUGGGUCCUUGGACUGAUGGGAUAUUGUGCAGCAUUGGCAUGCCUGUUAUUAAAGACUCCGAGCGUUACAAUUGCCAAGUUCUGUGUUACAAUAGGAAAAUUAUUAUGAUACGCCCAAAGAUGUGGCUUGCAAAUGAUGGGAAUUACCGGGAGCUCCGGUGGUUCACAGCAUGGAAGUUAAAGGACAAACUUGUGGAUUUUCAGCUGCCUAAAGAUAUCUCCGAGGCUCUGUCACAGACAUCUGUGCCUUUUGGCUAUGGAUAUAUUCAGUUCCUAGACGCAGCUGUUGCCGCUGAAGUUUGUGAAGAACUAUUUACACCUAUUCCUCCUCAUGCUGAACUUGCUUUGAAUGGGGUUGAAGUAUUUAUGAAUGCCAGUGGAAGUCAUCACCAACUAAGAAAAUUGGAUGUUCGUCUUCGUGCUUUUAUCGGUGCUACUCAUACUCGUGGUGGAGUUUACAUGUAUAGUAACCACCAGGGUUGUGAUGGUGGCCGCCUUUACUAUGAUGGAUGUGCUUGUGUCGUUGUAAAUGGUGAUCUGGUAGCUCAAGGCUCACAGUUUUCUUUGAAGGAUGUUGAAGUUAUUGUUGCCCAUGUAGAUCUUGAUGCGGUUGCUAGUCUUAGAGGAUCUAUCAGCAGCUUUCAAGAACAGGCAAGCUAUAAAACUAAAGUUCCUUCUGUGGCAGCCCCGUACAGUCUAUGUCAAUCAUUCGACCUCAAAAUUUCCCUUUCAAGUCCACUUGAGAUUAAAUAUCACUGUGCGGAAGAGGAAAUAGCCUUUGGACCCGGUUGCUGGUUAUGGGACUAUUUAAGACGAAGUGGAGCUUCUGGAUUUUUGCUUCCUCUCUCUGGUGGAGCUGAUAGCUCCUCUGUUGCAGCCAUAGUAGGCUGCAUGUGCCAGCUUGUCGUAAAAGAAAUUGCAAAUGGAGAUGAACAAGUGAAAGCUGAUGCAAUACGGAUUGGACAUUAUGCUGACGGAGAGUUCCCAACUGAUAGCAGAGAAUUUGCUAAACGAAUUUUUUAUACUGUAUUUAUGGGUUCUGAAAAUAGCUCUGAAGCGACACGUACAAGAGCAAAGGUCCUAGCACAUGAGAUUGGUUCAUGGCAUCUUGAUGUUUCCAUUGACGGGAUUGUUUCAGCAUUUUUAUCUUUGUUCCAAACACUCACUGGAAAACGUCCACAGUAUAAGGUAGAUGGGGGAUCUAAUAUUGAAAAUUUAGGUCUGCAAAAUAUUCAAGCUAGAAUCAGGAUGGUCCUGGCUUUUAUGUUUGCAUCACUCUUACCUUGGGUACAUAGCAAACCAGGAUUCUACCUUGUUCUGGGUAGCUCCAACGUCGAUGAAGGAUUGCGUGGUUACUUAACAAAGUAUGAUUGCAGUUCAGCAGAUAUAAAUCCAAUUGGAAGCAUCAGUAAGCAGGAUCUUCGAGCAUUUCUUAGAUGGGCUUCCACCCAUCUUUGCUACUCAUCGUUGGCGGAUAUCGAAGCUGCUCCACCUACAGCUGAGUUAGAGCCAAUACGUUCUGACUACAGCCAGUUGGAUGAAGUUGACAUGGGAAUGACUUAUGAGGAGCUCUCAGUGUACGGAAGGCUGCGAAAAAUUUUCCGUUGUGGUCCAGUGUCGAUGUUUAAGAACCUCUGCUACCGGUGGGGAGCUAAGUUAACUCCGUCUGAGGUGGCUGAAAAAGUGAAACAUUUCUUCAAGUAUUACUCCAUCAAUCGACACAAAAUGACCGUACUAACGCCAUCUUAUCACGCCGAGAGCUAUUCUCCGGAGGACAAUCGGUUCGAUCUUCGUCAAUUUCUCUACAAUUCGCGAUGGCCGUAUCAGUUUCGGAAGAUUGAUAAACUUGUAAAAGAGUUGAAUGGAGAUAGUAUUGCCAUCAAAGAAUCAAGUGGUAUGGGGGUCGUAGCAGCAGGCUCAGGGAAUCCCAAUGUUGGACUUUAGUGUUCAGAGGCAUAAAGAACUUUUGAGCCUUUUUUUCCCAUCAAAUUGAAUGCUGAGGAAUUGGAUUUUGUCAUAAUGUCUUUGUUUAUUUGUUUUGAGAAUAAUAAGGAAUGCUUUGUAACUUAAGAAAACAGAAAAUUUCACGUAUGCAGCAGAAGCUGAGAUUAUUGUA
Messenger RNA from Benincasa hispida (wax gourd), 2518 nucleotides. RefSeq names its product carbon-nitrogen hydrolase family protein. The record is from RefSeq and is a predicted model, not a curated record. Lineage: Eukaryota; Viridiplantae; Streptophyta; Magnoliopsida; Cucurbitales; Cucurbitaceae. Gene Ontology annotation, cellular component: cytoplasm. Gene Ontology annotation, molecular function: glutaminase activity; NAD+ synthase (glutamine-hydrolyzing) activity; ATP binding. Gene Ontology annotation, biological process: NAD+ biosynthetic process.